Pichia kudriavzevii is the source of this 1665-nucleotide messenger RNA. RefSeq lists its product as uncharacterized. Gene Ontology annotation, molecular function: ATP binding; aspartate-tRNA ligase activity; RNA binding. Gene Ontology annotation, biological process: aspartyl-tRNA aminoacylation. The transcript has a single exon. NCBI's taxonomy places the organism in Eukaryota, Fungi, Ascomycota, Pichiomycetes, Pichiales, Pichiaceae. The record is from RefSeq and is a predicted model, not a curated record. Bases 1 to 1665 code for a protein of 554 amino acids. Gene Ontology annotation, cellular component: cytosol; aminoacyl-tRNA synthetase multienzyme complex; cytoplasm.
AUGACUGAAGAGAUUAUCCAGAAAGUUGAAAAAGUGAAAUUAGCUGAAGGUGAAAAUGCACCAAUCCUUGGUCCUGAUGGACAACCAUUGUCCAAGAAAGCUUUGAAGAAACUCGAAAAGGAAAGGGAGAAAGAAAGAAAGAAAGCAGAAAAGGCUGCUCAAUUAGCUCAAGAACAAGCAGCAAGAGAGGCUGCAGCUGCUGCAAAUGAUACCGCUAAGGAAAAUUAUGGUAAGCAACCAUUGAUGCAAUCUAAAAAGGAAGAUAUCACUGGUAUUAAGAGAACAAAAAUCACUGAAUUAUCCUCUGCUAAUGACGGUGAAGAAGUUGUUUUUAGGGCAAGAAUUCACACCGCAAGACAACAAUCAGCAAGCAUGUGUUUCUUUGCUUUUAGACAGCAAGAUGGAAUCGUUCAAGGUCUAUUAAAAUCUAAUGGUGACUCUAUUUCAAAACAAAUGGUCAAGUGGGCCGCAGGUUUAAGCUUGGAAUCUAUUGUUCUCGUUCAUGGUACUGUUAAGAAAGUUGAUGAAUUAGUCAAGUCUGCAACAGUCCAAGAUGUUGAAAUCCAUGUCACCAAAAUCUACUUGGUCUCCGCUGCACCAUCUCAGUUGCCUCUUCUAAUUGAGGAUGCGUCUAGAUCUGAUGCUGAAGCUGAAGCGUCAGGUUUACCUGUGGUUAACCUAGAUACAAGAUUGGAUGCAAGAGUUAUUGAUUUGAGAACAAUGACUAACCACUGUAUUUUCGAAUUGCAAAGUGGUAUUUGUUCUCUAUUCAGGGAGUAUUUAUCUAAGUUAAACUUCAGAGAAGUUCAUUCUCCUAAAUUAAUUGGCUCUCCAUCUGAAGGUGGUGCAAAUGUCUUUGAAGUUACCUAUUUCAAGACUAAGGCAUACUUGGCACAAUCUCCACAAUUCUACAAGCAACAAUUGAUUGCUGCUGAUUUUGAGAGAGUCUUCGAGAUUGCACCUGUUUUUAGAGCUGAGAACUCUAAUACACACAGACAUAUGACUGAGUUCGUUGGUUUAGAUAUGGAAAUGGCAAUUGAAGAAGAUUAUCAUGAAGCUGUUCAGGUUUUGGCCGAUAUGCUCAUUUUCAUCUUCACAGAAUUGAAAAGAAGAUACGCAAAGGAAAUUGCAACCAUUAGAAAACAAUUCCCUGUUGAAGAAUUCAAGAUCCCUGAAAAAAUGGUUAUCCUCCACUACAAGGAAGCAGUUGAAAUGUUGAACGCAAAUGGUAAAGAACAAGGGGCUUAUGAUGAUCUAUCUACAGAGAAUGAGAAAUUCUUGGGUAAGCUUGUUAGAGAAAAGUAUGACACUGAUUUCUUUAUCUUGGACAAAUUCCCUCUCGCUGUCAGACCUUUCUAUACAAUGCCUGAUCCAGAAGAUCCAAAUUACUCCAAUUCUUACGAUUUCUUCAUGAGAGGUGAAGAAAUUUUAUCUGGUGCACAACGUAUCCACGACCCAGAAUUAUUGAAGGAAAGAAUGAAGUUCCAUGAAGUUGAUCCAACAAGUGAUGGUGUUUCCGAUUACGUCAAUGCAUUCACUUAUGGUUGUCCUCCUCAUGCGGGUGGUGGUAUUGGUUUGGAAAGAGUCUUGAUGUUUUUCUUGGAUUUGAAGAACAUCAGACGGGCCUCUUUGUUCCCAAGAGACCCAAGACGUUUACGUCCAUGA